AUGAGCCCAUUAGUCAGCUGUGCACACGUAGUGUGUGUGUGUAUGUGUAUGUGAGCAAACAUAGAUACAUUUUGUGUUCUCAAGUUGAAUUUCUCUUAAAAUGAAGUAAUCAAUCAUCAAAAGUAAAUCAAAAUAAGGGAAGUUUGAAGUUCACCUGAUGAUUCUAUUCACAAUAACCUCAAAAUCUGAAGUGACCUUAUAAAGAUAAUAUAAGUUUACAACUUAAUGCACUGAGCCUUACAAUAAUAAUAAUAACGAUUAAUAAGUUAAAUUUAACAUCAAAUAAAUUAAUAGGAUAGUUUCGUUUUAAACAAUCAAAUCGCUUCCAACCAACCAGAAAAUGAUUAUUGUUAAUGUAAGUAAUAUUCGUCAUCUUGUAAGCGAAUAGCUACAAUAAAUUAAGAUUACCAGUAAAGUUCUUUACAUCAAAAAGAAAGGAGGAAAAAAUCACUUUUUUUUCAUUCAGAAAAAAACUUAUCAUCUAACUGAUUCAUAACAGGGAUGACAACAGAUGAAAAACCAGUAGCAGUUGUAAAAUAUGUUGAUAUGCCAUUGAAAAUGCAACAAGAUGCUGUUGAUACAUGCUAUGAAGGAAUGGAGAAUUUUACUGAAGAAUUUGAAAUGGCAUCAUAUCUAAAAAAAGAAUUUGAUCGUAAAUACAAACCUAAUUGGCAGUGUAUUGUAGGCAAAUCAUACGGCAGUUUCAUCUCACAUGAAGAAAAUGGUUUUAUAUUCUUCAACAUGAAUGGAUACGCUGUUAUGCUGUUCAAAGCUGGUUUUUGACUUACAUAUCUCUAAAAUUCAUACCUAAGUAAUACUUCAGAGUUAAAAGUGUAUUGUAGAUGAUUUAACAAUUUUACAGAUGAUUAUUUUAUUCAGUAAAUUAUUUUAACCAAAUUUCAGCAUUCUCAUCUCUCUUGUUAGUAUAUUGAGAUAUUAGAGUGAUUAG
Messenger RNA from Heterobilharzia americana, 949 nucleotides. The record is from the annotation of a GenBank genome assembly. NCBI's taxonomy places the organism in Eukaryota, Metazoa, Platyhelminthes, Trematoda, Strigeidida, Schistosomatidae.